Messenger RNA from Corticium candelabrum, 1103 nucleotides. Its product is annotated as ophiophagus venom factor-like. The transcript has 7 exons. Gene Ontology annotation, cellular component: extracellular region. The coding region runs from base 23 to 937 and encodes 304 amino acids. Gene Ontology annotation, molecular function: protein binding. Lineage: Eukaryota; Metazoa; Porifera; Homoscleromorpha; Homosclerophorida; Plakinidae. The record is from RefSeq and is a predicted model, not a curated record.
UAAGGGCAGAUUUGGAACUGGCAUGUCUAUCAUGGAAAUAGAAAUACCGACUGGGUUUAAAGCUUGCGAAGUUGGAGAUCCAUUUCCUGACCCUUCUUGCCUAAAAGAGCUUAGUCAAGCUUUGGGCCUCGAUUAUGAGUUAAAUUCGAGAUAUGUAACGUUUUACUUGGAAGAAAUAAAUUCAUACACAGCGACAUGCAUCGAAUUCAAGGCUACAAAGAAGUAUACUGUUUCUCAUGUAGCACCAGUGGAAGCUAAGGUAUUCGAGAAGUCUGACCCAGACACUAGAUGCUCGAAAUUCUAUUCACCUUCUGGUGCAAGUGCAACAUUAGCACUAAUUGGGUGUGAACAAUCUACACUUGGUGAGCCGUCGGUUCAAGAUCCAAUAUGCAUAUGUGGUGCAGGCCUUUGUCCAAAGAUCAAGGAUAUUGACAAUCGUCUUUGCAAUGUUUGCAACCACCAUCAUUACGCAUACAAAGUCAAGGUAAAAGCAAUAGAAAAGAAGAACACCUGGAUCAAGCACAAGUGCAAAAUUGAACAAAUUCUGAAACCUGGCGGCAACAAUCUUAAAGUUAACGACACAGUUCUGCUUUGGAUGCAAGAAGUCUGCAAAAUGUCAGCCAAAUUUCGUGUAGGCAAUGUCUACCACAUCAUGGGUCUAGACGGAGAAAAAUAUAUUCUUGAUCAAAAUUCACAUAUUGAAGAGUGGCCAGAAACUAUUCCAAAGUACGAUACAGGUUGUUUAAAGACAAGUGAAAAAGAUUGCAUCAAAAAGAAAUGCCGCAAGCUAAAAGGUAACAGGAAGAGGAGCUGUGAGAAGAAGUUCAAGAGCCAGUGUGCGAAAAAGGCAAAGAGAGACUGCGUAUCUGGAUUUUAUCGAUAUUUCAACAGCAUAACAGAGAAUCCCAACGUAUGUGAAAGAAGUGACUUGUGCUAGUAAGCAGACAAGACAGACAACGCUUAGUCGGUCACACGACACGCAUAUACAAGAACUUAUUAGCUGUGCUUUAGCUUCCCUAGUUCGUCUCUCCAACUUCAGUGUGCUAACGUUGUGGUAGAUGUAGGUCUUAUUUGCGCCUGCUUUUGCUAUGAAGGAAGACUAC